Molecule: messenger RNA, 2369 nt
Organism: Lotus japonicus
Lineage: Eukaryota; Viridiplantae; Streptophyta; Magnoliopsida; Fabales; Fabaceae
Exons: 6
Coding region: 131-2014 (627 amino acids)
Biological process (GO): intracellular signal transduction
Source: RefSeq, a predicted model, not a curated record
GGGACUACCCUUGUUAAUAUGAUUGUAUGAUCUCAUAUAUUUUGAUCAUUUCAAAUUUCUAAUUAAUUUCUAAGCUCCCUAUAAUAACUCCUUCUCCUUCCUUAUCUUCUCUUUCCAUUUCAUCACCAUAAUGGGUUCUGAAGGGGAAUUCACAGAAAACGAGAAGCCAACGCAAACGGACCAACCCGAUAACCAACUUCACUGUGAUAUUGAUUCACCCGAAAAUCGCGCUAACAGUUAUGAAGCCGUUACUAACAAACCAGUUAGUUACGGGGUUGGAAUUCAUGCUGAUUGCGAUGUCAAACCAGUAAUCGUUCAGCCCCAUUUACUUCUCCCGAUUCCGGUGCCACCGGAGUUUUUCAGAGCCACCAUAAUCUCCGACGCUCCGCCAACCUUCUCCGCCGCCGCCACCAUGCCGUCCAUCGGAAGCUACCUGCGCCAGCGGAGCAACGACUUGUCAGCAGCGAUCACAAAGCGAGUCUCAUCCUUCCGGCAGGAGGAGGAUGACGAGGCGAAGAAGAAAGAGCCGGAAGUGACGGAGUUUAGCCUCGCCGGCGUCAAGGUCGUGGUGCAGGUGAAACCGGAGGAGGAGGAACCUACGGUGAAAGGGCGGAUCAGCUUCUUCUCGAGGUCCGGUUGCCGGGACUGCACGGCGGUGCGGAGAUUCUUCAGGGAGAAACGACUCAAGUUCGUGGAGAUCAACGUCGACGUGUACAGAGAGAGGGAGAAGGAGCUGCGAGAGAGAACAGGAAGCGCUACGGUGCCGCAGAUUUUCUUCAACGAGAAGCUGAUUGGAGGUUUGGUGGAGCUGAACACUUUACGAAACAACGGCGAGUUUGAACAGAAGGUGGCGGAGCUGGUGGCGGAGAAUCUCCCCGGCGAUGACGCACCAGCGCCGCCGGUGUACGGGUAUGAUGCUCCGGAGGAGGUUCGGACGGACGAGAUGGCGGGGAUCGUUGGAAUUUUGCGGCAGAGAUUGGUUGUUCAGGAUCGGUGGAAGAAGAUGAAGGUUGUUAAGAACUGCUUCGAUGGGAAUGAGAUGGUGGCGGUUGUGGUUCAGCAUCUCAAUUGCGCGCGUAACGAGGCAAUCGAGAUUGGAAGACGGUUAUCCAGGAAGCACUUCAUCCAUCAUGUUUUCGGGGAAAAUGAUUUUGAGGAGGGAAAUCACUUAUAUCGUUUCCUUGAGCAAGAACCAUUUAUCCCCAGAUGCUAUAAUUUUUGCGGCGCCACAAAAGAUUCUGAGCCAAAGCCUGUAGCUGAAAUUUGUGAAAGGCUUACCAAGAUCAUGUCUGCCAUCCUUGAGUCUUAUGCUUCUGAUGAUAGGCAACAUGUUGACUAUGAAGCCAUUAGCAAAAGCGAAGAAUUUCGUAGGUAUGUUAAUCUGACCCAGGAUCUGCAGCGAGUGAAUCUCUUGGAACUAUCAGAAAAUGACAAGCUUGCGUUCUUCUUAAAUUUGUACAAUGCCAUGGUCAUCCAUGCUGUCAUCAGGGUAGGGUGCCCAGAAAGUUUGAUUGAUAGGAGAUCAUUCUUCAAUGAUUUCCUGUAUUUGGUUGGAGGACAUCCUUAUUCCCUCACUGAUAUUAAAAAUGGUGUCCUCAGAUGCAAUCGGAGGACACCGUAUUCCUUGCUGAAGCCCUUUAGUGCAGGAGACAGGCGGUUAGAGGUUGCUCUUGUCAAGCUUAAUCCGUUAUUUCACUUUGGACUUUGUAAUGGUACAAAAUCCAGCCCAAAUGUGAGGUUCUUCUCUUCUGAUAGAGUUGUUGAUGAAUUAAGAGGUGCUGCAAGAGAAUUCUUUGAGAAAGAUGGUUUUGAAGUGGACCUAGAGAAGAGAACGGUUUAUCUCACUCGAAUUUUCAACUUGUUCAGUGGAGAUUUUGGAACUGAGAAAGACAUCUUAAAGUGGAUAAUUAAUUACUCGGAUCCAAAUAAAGCUGGUCUGUUGACACAUCUCUUAGGUGAUGGUGGACCUGUUAAUAUAUCGUACCAAAAUUUUGAUUGGUCGAUAAAUUCUUGAGAUUGUAAACCAAAUUGGUUUGGUUGUGUCCCAAAUUCUUGCAUCUAGUUCCAGCCAAGGGAGAGAAUUUUGAUAGGAGAUCAAAGUGGAUAGUUCAUAAUGUGUUGCAAACCAAGUUUGUAGACCAUUGUUGCGCAGAAACUCUAGAUCACACAAUUUAAAUUAAGAUUUUUAUUUUCAAAAGAAGAGGUUGUGGGUAUUGAUAAUACAAAUUCUUAGGUAGGAAGUAGGAACAGAUUCCAUAUAAAAUUGACUAUGAUGAUAUUGUAAACUGCUUCAGAGUUCGAGUCUCAUGCUACCCUUUUGUUAAUUCGUCAACUGCUAAAGUUUAUACAAGCUUGAAAUUGUCACUGAA